Molecule: messenger RNA, 2250 nt
Organism: Vigna angularis (adzuki bean)
Lineage: Eukaryota; Viridiplantae; Streptophyta; Magnoliopsida; Fabales; Fabaceae
Product: serine/threonine-protein kinase rio2
Exons: 16
Coding region: 643-2025 (460 amino acids)
Biological process (GO): protein phosphorylation; maturation of SSU-rRNA
Cellular component (GO): cytosol; nucleus; preribosome, small subunit precursor
Molecular function (GO): ATP binding; protein serine/threonine kinase activity
Source: RefSeq, a predicted model, not a curated record
UUUAACGAAAUAAAGGUGGAAACCGUGCUUGCAGUGAUUUUUUUUUUUUUCAAACGCUACUCCUUAACGAGAACCCCAUGCGUAUACCAGCGUCACCUUUUGCUACUGCUUCUGUCCCUGAAUCGUCUGAACCCUAAACCCUUGUACCGACCACUCAAUUGGAUUUUGGGAAAAAAUUAGGGUUUGGUUCACUCGAUUUUGCAUCGCCGCCGGUCCACUCCACAACCUUCCCCCUUCCUUCCGGUCUCGCCACCGACACACUGCCAACGGAGCCAAAGAAUCUUGCGCGUCGCCUUGCCACUGACGGACGGAACCAAUCACAUUUCGUAGCCAAUAAAACCAGAACGACGUUGUCUAGCCCUUGAUUGCGGACAAGGAUCUUUCACUCUAUCUAGGCCAGUUGCAGGGGCACCAAAAGAGGCCAGGGUGGCUCAUUUUGCCACCCUUAGUUAAGGGAAGUAGUGAAGAAAUUUGUGUGAUGUAGAAAGAAACACUCCAAAGAAAUGUGCAAGGCCGAUUCCGAUUGAAGUACAUCUUUAUGUACCAGCACCCUUCAGUGAGGCACCUCCUCCACGAGCAAACCCUCCUAUCAUCAGCUCUGUGCAAGCCACCUCUGAACGCAUGCACUAACCUCGAUUCAGAAUGAAGCUCGACGUGGAUGUGUUAAGAUAUCUAUCCAAAGAUGAUUUUAGGGUUCUCACCGCUGUUGAAUUGGGCAUGAGGAAUCAUGAAAUUGUGCCCACGGAACUCAUAGACCGAAUUGCACGUCUCAAGCAUGGAGGCACGUACAAGGUUUUGAAGAAUCUUCUCAAGCACAAGUUGUUGCAUCAUGACUCUUCUAAAUAUGAUGGAUUCCGCCUUACCUAUCUUGGCUAUGAUUUUCUUGCCAUUAAAACUAUGGUGAACAAAGGAGUGUUUGUUGCUGUUGGUCGCCAGAUUGGUGUUGGAAAGGAAUCUGAUAUAUUUGAGGUUGCCCGCGAAGAUGGAACUGUUUUGGCCAUGAAGUUGCAUAGACUUGGUAGAGUCUCUUUUAGAGCUGUCAAAUCUAAGCGUGACUACUUGAGACAUCGAAGUAGUUAUAAUUGGCUCUAUUUGUCUCGCCUUGCUGCCCUUAAAGAAUUUGCUUUUAUGAAGGCUUUAGAAACCCAUGGCUUUCCUGUUCCAAAUGCUGUAGAACACAAUAGACAUUGUGUAGUCAUGUCACUUGUUCAGGGUUAUCCUCUUGUACAGGUGAAGCAGUUACAGAAUCCAGAGACAGUUUUUGAGACAAUUAUCGGUCUAGUUGUUCGGUUGGCUGAACAUGGCCUUAUUCAUUGUGAUUUCAAUGAAUUCAAUAUCAUGAUUGGCGAUGAUGAAAAAAUUACCAUGAUUGACUUUCCACAAAUGGUAUCCGUGUCACACCGUAAUGCACAGAUGUACUUUGACCGUGAUGUUGAAUGCAUCUUUAAGUUUUUCAGGAAAAGGUUUAAUCUUUCUUUUGAAGAAAGCUUAGAUGAUAUUGAUGGUUCAGAUGAGGGGACAGAUGAAGUUGGAAAACCCUGUUUUUCUGCAAUAGAAAGAAGUGCUGGUUUUCUAGAUAGGGAACUUGCUGCCAGUGGCUUUACUAGAAAAGACGAAGAAGAUAUUCAAAGGUUCAUUGAAGUCGAGGCAGAGAGUGAUGCAAAUUCAGAUUCUGAAGAGGUUGAUGUAGUAGAAGAUCUGAAUGUAGCAGACACUAUUGACGGUGAUUCUUCAGACUUGUUGGAACAGAACGAGGGAUACGAGAGUCAGGGGAGAGAGGAGAGUUGUGAAGCACGUGAACGCAGUGGAUCUGAAAAGGAAGAUGCAAGUGAUAAUGAGGAAAACAAUGAAGAAGCAAUGGAAAAUGAAGCUGAACUUGUUAAGAGCUUGAAUAAGCAAAGACGACGCGCCAUAGCAUCAGCUCGCAAGGGGCAGAAGACUGCUGGAGCCAGAAAUUCCUAUAAAGAUAAAGGUGGUAGGUCAUCUCACAGUUCUAAAAUCCAGAAACAGUUGAACAGCUGGUGACAUAUGGUUCACCUUAUGGGGUGAACUUAAAGAAGGAAAUAUUAAGUUUUGGUAGGCUAUUGUAGACGACCGUUGUCUGUUCAAGCUUCCAACAAAAGUUCAGACAUUGGAAAGCAACUGGGUUAUGCUCGACCCCUCCUCUGGAGGUUAUUCAUAUUAUGGUGUUAUAUUUAUUUCGAAUUAAAAUUUUGCCAUUCUCUAUUGGAAAAUUGUCACAUUAGCAUA